CUGGGGCGGAAUCGCUGCCCUUUGGCUCCGCCUUGCCCGAUCCCGGCCCCGGCCCCGACGCAGGCUCCGGUCCCGACCCCAGCUCCGGUCCCGACCCCAGCCCUGGCCCCGGCCCCGACCCCGGCCCCGACCCCGGCUCCUCCCGGGGCCCGCGGAGGACACAGACGGCGCGGCCGCUGUCGCCGCCUCCGCUGCGGCUUCCCCGGCCCGAGCUCCGCCGCUCAGCAGCGCGGCCGCUGGCCCCGAGCCGCCGCUGCCGCGUUCCAAUGAGGGAACGCCUGCGGAUGCCCGGCCCGGGGAGCUCGGGGAGCGCUCGGGGGCCGUUCCUGUCCCCGGGCCGAGCGCUGAUGGCCGCGACUCGCCCCCAGGGAAGGCGCAGGAGGCCCUGCAGCAGCGCUACGAGCUGGGCCCGCUGCUGGGGCGCGGCGGCUUCGGCAGCGUCUUCGCGGCCACGCGACUCUCGGACGGCGCCCCGGUGGCCAUCAAAUGUGUGCCGCGGGAUCGCGUCCGGCUCUGGGGCGAGCUGCCCGACGGCACCCGUGCUCCCAUGGAGAUUGUGCUGCUGGACAGGGUGUCCUCUGGCUGUGCUGCAGUCAUUCAGCUGCUGGAGUGGCUUGAGCUCCCCGACAGCUUCGUGUUAGUGUUGGAGCGUCCACAGCGGUGCCAGGACCUCUCGCAUUUGCUGGCGGAGCGGAGGUUCCUGCCAGAGGAGGAGGCGCGGGGGCUCUUUCGCCAGGUGCUGGAGGCCGUGCAGCACUGCAGCAGCUGCGGGGUCCUGCACAGGGACAUAAAACCGGAGAACAUCCUGCUCGACCUGGCCACUGGGCAGCUGAAAUUGAUCGACUUUGGCUGUGGCGCCUUCCUGCAAGACACAGCCUACACCCAGUUUGCAGGAACCCUGUCCUACAGCCCACCAGAGUGGAUCCACCAGCAACGCUACCAUGGCCAGGCAGCAACAAUCUGGUCCCUGGGCCUCCUGCUCUACCAGCUGGUCAUAGGGAAGCACCCAUUCAUGAGGGGCCAGCAGAUCAUCUGGGGGCGGAUCUUGUUCCCACGACGGCUCUCCCAAGAAUGCCAAGAUAUUAUUAAGAGGUGUUUGUCCAUGCAACCCUCGGACAGGCCAUCCUUAGAAGACCUUUUCCGCGAUCCUUGGAUGCAGGCUGUUCAUCUGCCCUAGGAGAUGGGAGAGAUCCACAUGCACAGUUGGAUCCAGGGGCCUGGCAGGCAAGGAGAAGGAGCCCCUGGAGAAGCUGUUACCAGCUGGGGCUGCUGCUGGAGACACCAAGGGCAACCUCAAGGAUGGCAAUCUCUUCCUCCAGCUGGCCAGCUGAAGAUGAUGGAUUUCAAUUCUGGCAUGUCUUCUUCAAAGACUUGGUCCACGCCCAAUUUGCAGGUGAGUCCACAGCCAGGGG
Messenger RNA from Cyanistes caeruleus (blue tit), 1412 nucleotides. Lineage: Eukaryota; Metazoa; Chordata; Aves; Passeriformes; Paridae. The record is from RefSeq and is a predicted model, not a curated record.